Molecule: messenger RNA, 951 nt
Organism: Saxophila tyrrhenica
Lineage: Eukaryota; Fungi; Ascomycota; Dothideomycetes; Mycosphaerellales; Extremaceae
Exons: 2
Coding region: 1-951 (316 amino acids)
Cellular component (GO): nucleus
Molecular function (GO): nucleic acid binding; exonuclease activity
Source: RefSeq, a predicted model, not a curated record
AUGUCUUCGCAACGAAACCAAACAACUGCUGGAGGCAGGACCUCCGUCCACCACAACACGACGCUGAUCCUAGGAACAACCACCACCAUCACCAACUCCGCCACAGGCACUUCGACCGCUCAGCAGAAUGUCAUGAAUAACAUCUAUCCCACCCAGUCUCAGGGCACAUCCACCCAACAUGCUCAACCAGCGGCGCAAUACCACUGCCGCGCCACACAAGUCUACCCCAAAUUCGGCCUCCUUCUCCCUGGCGAGCCUUGCGCGAUCGAUGUUGAAUUUCAAACCUACAAGCACGAAGAUUGGCCAACCUGGCGUCACCGGAUCGGCCGCAUUACCAUCGUGAACAGUGCGCUCGAACCCGCGCUCGACGUCUACGCAUUCUAUCCACGUCAAGACAAGGUCAAAAAGAAUGUCCCUCCAGAGAGGUUCGGCAUCAUUGUGGAAGACUUGCUGCUAUGCAACGGUGCGCAGGCUGCCGCAAAGGUUGAGCGCUGGACCAAGGAACUCAUCCGCGACCGGACCGUCAUCGUCCACGGUGGCAAGCAUGACCUCAGUGCGUUCAUAUUCGAACCCGACGUCUUUGCCAAAAGCACUAUCGUCGACACUCAGGUGAUCUACGGUCAUCUCCAGACUCGCGACUACACUCCGGGUCUCCGCACCACCGCUGAGAGGAUUCUGGGCGUCUCCGUGCAGCAGAUGGGACAUCACACGUCGAUCGAGGAUGCGCAGACCACGAUGAAGUUGUACGAUCGUGAGGCUGAGAAGGCCAGGAUCGAGGCGGAGCGUGCGGCUGGGGCUGAGGCGGAACGGGUAGCUAGGGCAGCAGAGCAGGUACGCAGAUGGGGUCAGCAGGCCGGGCGUGGUCGUGGACCUGGAGGGCAGGAGUACCAGGGUCAGUGGCGAGUUGGUCAGAGCAGGGCCGGGAAUGGCGGUCAUGGCUAUGCGAAUUAG